UUACUAAGUCUUUUGUCUGCAGUUUUCUUCCUCACUGCUAGGGGUGCUAUGGCACCUAAUUGAGCUCCUUAAGUAAAGGUGAGGUUUUAGAGGAAGUUAGCAGAACAGCAGCAGUAGGAAGCGUGGCUUUACUGCAUUUGUGCUAUGUCCUGGUUGAGGAAUGUUCCAUUUCAAGCUCAACUUAAAACACCGGAGAAGCAGAUCAAAAAGCAAUUCCAAGAUACCUGUGGUGCAAAACAAGCAGUACAAAGCUCUGAGGAACCAUCAGAGGUCUCCCCUAAGAGUGACCACAAAGCCAUCCUGAAGUCGCUGAAGGAGGAGCAGACCCGCAAGCUCGCACAGCUGGCAGAACAAUAUGAGCAAAGCAUUAAUCAGAUGAUGACCUCUCAUUCGAUUGAAGACAAGCUGGUCUCACUUCAUAAGGAAUGGACCGAAAAAUCAAGCAUUUAUUUGAGCGUCAGGAGCGAGAACUGGAGAUGUUUGAUUCAGAGAGUGCACGACUAGGAUUCGGAAGCUUGGCCUCGUUUCACUUUCCCAAGGAUGAGGCCAGAUGAUCUAACAGAGGUGAAAGGGACUGUUCAACACUGAUGUCUUUGGACACAUUGUGCCUGCACUGUCCCUGAUUGUUGGAUUUACCAAGAUCAUCCAAACAGUGACCAUGCUGGAUCAAUAUCUUAUAACUCAUAUCAGCUGUGAGAAUUUCACUGAUAUUCUGAAAGGAGAAACUAAACAGCCACAAACACAAAAGUAGUUUGGUGGUGCAUCACUGAGCUCAUAAACCAAGAAGAAAUAUCUAGACAAACUGACCAUAAAUCUCCAUGCCAUUGUCCCACUUUUGGUUUUAAAUUAGUAAUUCAGGAUAUUUUAGCACAAGUAAGCACUUUGAUAUGCUAAGUACGAUCCCAUCAUGUUAGGUGGAAAUGAAGUGUGAAAUGCCUUUGGUGUCAUCAAAGGACAUUGCGAUUGUAGAAUGUGUCCUGCAUCUUCACCGUGGCUAUUAGCUGUUUUGUAUGUAUCAUAGAGAAUGUGACAACUGUUGAUGAAAACUUUACACAGAAGCAGAUUUUCAAGCAGUGUCUGAUGUUAAAAUAUGGUGAAUACAUUAAGAGCAUUUAAUUAAUUUCAUAUUGUGGAACCCACGCUUUAUUUCUUUUUACUUAGAAAAAGAAAAAAAAAGAAAAAAAAAUGUAUUCAUUGUUUAGUAUCCUAAAUUAAUUGGCAUUAGUUUUAUCAGGAUGUGAACUUAUUACAUUGAAUCAGUUCUGUCAGAGUUACUGGUAUUAUUGCAUGCACUUUAAAAGACAAAUUCAGGUUGUGAAGUGGAGCAUGAAUCUGUCAGAGAUUUUAGCUGUGUACAAAUAAAAGUGGCCAUAACAGUUUUGUUAUCUUUGAUAUAAAUACCCGCCAAAUGGCUUUAAGUUAUGUUGAUGAAUGAUUUUUUCCCCUUAUUUUGCAGUUUGUUGAAUUGAUUCCUUCAAUGUGGACUUAUCACUGCUCUUGUACAGGCAAAAUGUUGCAAUUUGUGUUGAAAAAAUGUUCUAUAAAUAUUUGUAUAUGAUAACCUAAAUAGGGUUUACAUAUGUAUUGAUCAAUCAUUGCCAACAAAGAUCUAUGGAACUCUUGUUCAGUGAAGGCAGAGGAACGCACAUUUAUUUUUGUAAGUAAAACAGAAAGUAACUUAUAUUCUCAUGCAUCAUGUGACAGCCUUCAUGUCUGGUGGAGCUAUAAUGUGAACACCUCUGUGUAACAGAGUUCAUGGCUUGCUGUCAUUUAAGAAAGACACCGCUCCAGCAACUAGUAGAAGGGGUUCAGUUGAUUCUUAAUUCACAAAAACAUGUACUUUAUAGGCAGAUUUGUGGUGUGUAAUAAAAGAUUCUUUGGGCCUGACCAACUAUAUCUUUUAUAAACUCUGACCUUUCCCUUCAUUAUUCAUGAGCAUCUCAUAAUGUUUUAUUAGUGAUCACAGGUGUUUUUCUGCUACUGUCUUUUAGGGCUUCUCCAACAAAGCCAUUGUUGAAACUGUCAUUGCACAAAUUAAGUGAUGUUUUAACAAAUAAACACAAUGAAAUUUUUAUCCGUUUCUUAAAAGUAAUAGAUUGAUGCCAAGGCUGUUAUAUUCAUUCAUUUAUUUUGGUUGCUGAUGUUAACACAACAAACGAUUGUAUUUCUGUGCUUCUUAUAGUUCAUACUGUUCGGUAUCUGACCUCAUUAUGUAAAUAUGAUUAAAAAAAAAACUAAAUCUCCAUCUCAGUUCUUGUAUGGCUUGGUCAGAAGACCACCAAUAGUAAUAACAAUUUUACAUAAUAAUAAAUAAUAUUAAUAAUAAUAAUAAUAAUAUAGCAGAUUGCACAUUAUUUCAUCCAAUAUAAAACAAUUUGUGCAUGCUCCCAAUAUAAAACAAUAUAUAUUUUUUUUAAAUAUUUUAUUUUUGCUUUUGAACUGUAACAUAGAACAAUACAAGACGGUACAAAACACAUUAUACACGUCAUGAAACACCAGAUGAGAAAAAAGGUAAAAGAAAUUAUAAAUUACUUAAAAUAAGCAUAAAAACAAAAUUUAUAAUAAGAUGGGUGCAGGGUAAUGUUAUAUACAGGGUAUAUUUAAAUACAGGGUAUUGUUAUUAGUACAGUGUAAGACCUCAAUCAAAAAGAGAGUCCAUCUUUUCUAUUGAAGUAUCUUCCAUAUAGCUGAUAAAGGGUUGCCAAAUUUGAUAAAACACUACUUUUAUUCCUUAACCAGUAUGUUAGUUUUUCCAAGGGUAUACAGUUGUUGACCUCAGAUAGCCACAAACUGAUGGGGAUAGCAGUAUCAGAUUUCCACUUCUUUGCAAUGCACUUCUUGGCAAUUAUUAGCAGAAUUUCUGAAAGUUUUAUGGUGAAAACCUGUUGCAGUUUAGAAUUGUUAUAGUUACCCAAUAGGCAUACUUCUGGAUCCAUUGGAAAAUUGACUUCAUGAAUAUCAGAGAUCAUGUUGCAUACUUUUUGC
Megalobrama amblycephala (Wuchang bream) is the source of this 2985-nucleotide messenger RNA. Its product is annotated as serine/threonine-protein kinase TAO3-like. Gene Ontology annotation, biological process: execution phase of apoptosis. Bases 145 to 504 code for a protein of 119 amino acids. Lineage: Eukaryota; Metazoa; Chordata; Actinopteri; Cypriniformes; Xenocyprididae. The transcript has 3 exons. The record is from RefSeq and is a predicted model, not a curated record.